Molecule: messenger RNA, 2077 nt
Organism: Priapulus caudatus
Lineage: Eukaryota; Metazoa; Priapulida; Priapulimorpha; Priapulimorphida; Priapulidae
Product: craniofacial development protein 1-like
Exons: 8
Coding region: 120-980 (286 amino acids)
Source: RefSeq, a predicted model, not a curated record
ACAUCACUGAAACAUCCAACAACCCUGAAACAACCGUAUGCGUUGUUGUGUUUCGGCCUUUGCGUUGAUACUCUAAUUAGUCUCACUACCUGGAUUAGAAUUAAUAUUUAACUGCUAAGAUGAACAUCGAUGAAGAUUUUUCUUCCGAUUCAGACGAUGAGGAUUAUGUAGGUGAAGAAAUUGUUUCCGAAGAAGAAGAAUCCGGUGAUGAUGAGGGAGAUUCACUGGAAUCAGCCGCAAAGGUCCCGAAUGGGCAAAAACUGCCAAAGAAGAAGCGGUCAAAAACCAGCAAACUUCUUGAAGUUAGAAAAAGGAAGGGCGGUAUUCAGUUAGACGAAGAGGAGCCGGCGACCAUGCAGGAGGAAAAGAAAGACAAGUGUCCAGAUUUUGCAAGUGAGAAAAAACAGAUUAUUCAAGAAAAAGAGAAGGAGAAAGCAGAUGCACUUUGGGCAAGCUUCAAUAAAGACCUACCUAGUAAAAAGCAGAAGUUAGCUGCCUCCCAACAAUUGGCUAGUCCUAAUAAUAAACCAUUAUCUUCCACAACAGAGAAGACUGUUUCUGAAGUCGUCUCUGGGAGCGGAAAGAACCCAACCCUUGUAGUGAUCACUAAGGUUUACGAUUUUGCCGGAGAGGAGGUGAAAGUAUCUAAAACAGUCGCAGCGGAUUCGAAAGAAGUUGCAAAAGCAGGUAAAGUGGGAGCGGGCGUAAAUGGACAGCCAGCGAACGUGAGACCAGGUGGGAGCAAGCAGCCUGGUCUCACCGGCCUCUUGGGACAGAUCGGGAAGAAGAACAAACUCAGUGUGCUGGACAAAUCUAAAUUGGAUUGGGAUAGCUAUAAGAAAGAUGAAAAGCUGGAGGACGAUUUGAAAUUGCAUAACAAGUCAAAAGGAUCGUACCUCGAGAAACGUGCGUUUCUGGAGCGGGUGGACUCGCGGGAAUUUGAGUACGACCGAGUCGUCAGACAGGUCAGCAAGCCGUGAGUGCCAGACACGAGCACCAGCAGUAUCGUGUCGCCGGCGAGCGUGCGCGUGCAGUAUAGCCAAUAGAUUCGAUGGUGACAUGAACUUCAAUGGCUUGCACUGAAUAAUACUGUAUCAACAGCAGUUGCAACUACUGUGGUGACGUCAACGCUAGCAAAGACACUGCAUGUCAUCGUGUCACAUCAGCAGCAGGUGGAACCACUGUGGUGACGUCAACAGUAACAAGGAUGCUGGGAUGUCAUCAUGUCACAGCAACAGCGGGUACGACCACUGUGGUGACGUCAACGCUAGCAAAGACACUGCAUGUCAUCGUGUCACAUCAGCAGCAGGUGGAACCACUGUGGUGACGUCAACGCUAGCAAAGACACUGUAUGUCGUGUCAUAGAAGCAGGUGGAAGCACUGUAGUGAUGUCCCCGAUGACAAAGACACUGAAUGUCAUCAUGCCACAGCAUCAGGUAGAAGUGCUGUGGUGACAUUAAAAGUAACAGCAUGACACCUGCACACACGUGCAUCGAAGAGUAUAAUAUUAUAUAUUUUAAUUUAAAGGAUGUUACACGGAAAGGGAAUGUUUCAGACUUGUCCCGUCGCGUGGAUAAUCAAGUGUCUUUAUUGACAUGAAUGAAAUACUGAUUCUUGAUUCUGGCUAACUUGGUAUUCCAUGUAUUACUGAUACUUUAUGAUUAAAUUACUCAUGUGGUAUGCCCUUUAUGUCUGUGUUAUGGGUUGGGGAAAGAUGAAGCUCCACAUUCGUGUCGUACGUGAAUCACAUGGUCACAGAUAAUGCAAGAUGCUUGCACCAAAAAUGAUUAAUGUAGCAAGUUGUAGUGUAGUGAACCAGUCACAUCACAUAAAAAAAUGUUUUAAUUUCUAGCUCAUAAACUUAUCAACUUAAAAACUUGUCAUUGUUGGAUAAUCAUGUUUAAGGUGUUUCUGUAUUCAUAAAAGAAAUUCACUAUUCAUAAAGCAAGUGACAACAAAAUACCUGUUAUAAAACUUGAAUCUCUGUGACAUAAUUAUAUACUUCUUGCAAAUCAACAUAUACUUCUGAAAUGUGACGUGCUACGUUUUGAACGUUGGAAUAAACUGAGUAUUUGUA